UUAGCCUGGCGCCGAAAAACAAACAACAACGGCACCAGGUAGACCUCUCUGGGGAGCACAUUCCAUAGAUGGGGCACCACCACAGAGAAAGCCACCGCAGUUCUGGUCAUAGCACCAGAAAGGAAUUGCAGAAAGGGCAACUAAAAUGAUCAAGGGCCUGGAGGAACUCUGUAAGAACAGGUUACAGCAGCAGAAAUAGUUUAGCUUAAAAAAGGUGAGCAAGGGGAGACAUGAUUAGAGGGGUACAAAAAUAUGUAUGGUAUGUUGAAGGAAGAUGGUGAGAUUUUCUGCUCAUAAUAGCCCAGGGUGAUCCGGUGAAGCUGAUAGGUAUAAAAUUCAGGACAGAUAAAAUGAAGUGCUUUUUCACACAGUACGUAAUUGAACUAUGGAAUUCACUUCCCCAUGAUGUUGUCAUGGCCACAGUUUGGAUGGCUUUAAAGGGGGAUUGGCCAGCUCAAGGGUAGCUGGUUAGCCACUGUGCCAUUAAAAUGCUGGUCUAGAUAGGAACUUUUUCUGUGAUCCAGGAUGAUUGCUGUUAUGGUCUUAUGAGGCUGUUUACAAUAUUAAGGAGAAAAACAAUGAGAAGUGUAAAAAUUAUGAUUUGUAUGUUUUAAGCCUCAUUGUCAUAAAUGUAUGGGGGAUAAGCAGUCCAGAUACUAUUGCCCAAGAUGGCUCAGAGUUCAAGAAGUCAAUUUUUACAUGUAAUAUGAAAUUGAAUGAAUUUAUUGCAAGAGUCAAUAGUCAUAGAUUCUGUAACAUAGAUCAGAAAGGUAAAGAUAAGUUAUCUAAAUUCCAAACAUGUUUCACUAUGGAUAUUGGGCCAUAAUAGUUUCUGGUUACCCUCACACAACCAGGAAUGUGGGCAUGCCUUUUAACUUUUGCCAGAACACCAUUGUGCUUAAUAUAGUACAAGCUGUACCUGAAAUUCACCAACAACUCACUAGUGGUUUUACCAACACCCAUCAGCCGCAACAAGGAUAGCCAGUGGUCAGGGAUACUGGGAGGUGGAGGAUACCAGAUUGAUGAUGGCUGGGCUACCAGUCUCCCAGAUCAGUUGUAUUUGCAGCACUCGGAGAUCUAAGUACUUUUGCAGUCUCUGUCUCUUUCUUGGUUCCACCAAAAUCAUUAUUCUCUCAUGCUGGUUUUUGUUUUGCUUUCGUUUUUAAACAGGAGAAUGUUUCCAUGUGGUUUCCCAGUAAUCCUUCCAUGGUUAUAAAGACAUUACUUUGCAAUUAAUGAAUGUUCCCUGGACAACUCCUCACACUGAUUCAUAGCAAGAGUGAAAUGUGGGGCAGCAGACUUUUUCUAAACAUUGAGUCCUUUAAUAGUAUAUAACACGGUGGGCAAGAAAGUAGGAGACUUCUGUGAGCCUGAAGCAACACUGCAAGGCUUCUUUGCCAAACUAGCUGGACCCCUGAAGAGAAGCAUGGUUGGGGGCUGAUGAUGUACCACAUGUUCAUUUCAACAGAGAAAGCCAAGUUGUUCAUUGGACGGUGUCUUCUCUACAACAGAUUUGACUUUGAACUAUUCAUCCAAGGGAAUCUUGAAAGAGAGUGCUAUGAAGAACAAUGUGAUUUUGAGGAAGCAAGAGAAUAUUUUGGAGACUUAAAAAAAACAAUGUCUUUUUGGAAGGAAUAUACUUUAAGUGGUUCGGGUGCAAAGACAGAUGGGCGUGCAAUGGAGAAGAUUGAUGUUAUGGGACUUUUGACUGGACUGAUUGCAACUGGAGUACUGUUGGUUAUAACUGGAUUACUUAUUUAUUAUCUCUGCCAAAGAAGAUGCAAACCAAGACUGCCAGAGCAGAGAAGCUGUAGGAGGCGUAACUCUUCUAUUGUCUUCCAAAGAAAUGAAGAAUUGUCCUUAAAUCCUCACUCUCCACAGGCAGAAUCCAUAGAAUUGCCAACUUAUGAACAAGCAGUGGCAUUAAGAGGCAAUUAUGAUGGCCCACCUCCACCAUAUCCAGGCUUUUCAGAACGGUUUAAAGUGUUCAAGAAGUCUCUUUCACUUCCUGGUCCUUAAUUAAUAAACAUAGCUUUUGUAAUGGCUGAGAAUUAAGCUUGACUAAAAGAAGAUGUAUAGCUGAAAUGCUGCAGCAUUGUGCUCACUUCAGAAGCUUUUCAAAAAUGUGAAAGGGAUAUAGCUCUUCAGCAUGCCUAAGAGGAAGUGAAGUGUGUCAGGUGAACAAGGAAACCAUCCUUCUGCAAUGUGUUCUGAUGGCUAAACAAGAGAGGCUCCUUUUGUUAUGCUUUUUAGGUGUUAAGAACUGUAUUGAACUUGACUGCCAUGCAUUUUGAGCCACUCAAGUCAAUGAACUGAUAGGCCAUUUUCCCUGUCUCUUCAUGAAUACAGGUUGUAUUUUCAGUUUUUAAAAACUGCACUUGAUUUAUUUAAAAUCAGUUCACAGCAGUGAUGAAGUAUAAAUGGUAGUAUAAAAUAAAGCAAGAUCUUUGCUUUCAUCUAAUUUUGCCCAUCAUAAAAGAAAUGUCUAGUUUCAUGUUUCACUAAUGGUAUUUUGAACAAUCAUUAUGCCAUGUUUCUUACAUUAGCAAAAAUAUAAUGGUGUGACAGUAAAAUUUUUACAGUGAAAAUUGUGCCCAGCUACACUUGCAAUUCUUUUGCCAUUCAGUGCCCAUUAAAUUAGUCAUUUGGAGAAUGAAACCCGCAUAUUGCCUUCUAUCAGAGCAAAGGUGCAUUUAAUUCAAUACUCAGUCCCUAGCUGGACAGUUUACCCAUGGGAAGUUACCAAAGAGUGGAAGAACUCUUCCCUCACUGUUGUUCCUUGAUAUCUGAUAAUCUAGAGAAUUAUUACCUGGCCUUGAACAGGGAAAGAUGACUAAAUUUGUAAAAGUUUUGUUCAAGACAGUUAAGUCCAGGAAGUUAGUUUUCUUACUAGCAAACAACUUCUUAAAAAUGUUGGCCUAUGAUGUAAUUGCAGCAAUUCUACUUACAAUACUGAAAAAUGUUUUUAUACAAUAACAAUUUGAUUUACAAUACAAGGAAAUAUUUCGGUGCAAAAACAUCGUCCACAUUCUUUGAACUGAAAAACUGUUUACAUUUGUAAGAGAGAUUGAGCAAAAUUGUACCAGUUCAAUCCUGUACAUAUCCACUCAGAACUAGAGAUCAGUGAGGCUUACUCCUACAUAGGUGGGUAUAGGAUUGCAACCUAAAGGCACCAUCCAAGGGGCCGCUUUGCUCAAAUGCACCCAAACUUGGAGGUUUACAAGAUUUCUGUGCCUGCUGGGAUGAAACAGGCAAGAUAGAAAAAGCUGUCAAGGUAAUCUUUGCUUCCCCGUCUCCCAGUUUCCUGUAUUUUUGUUAGAUGGGCUUUUCAGUUUGUCUAGCAGGGACAUUCUGCAAUGGAAGGGAAUAAUGCUGAGGGGAAAUCAUAUCCUAGCCUCCCCACUCUUCCCCUUUGUCUGCUGGAAUGUGCCUUUUUUCCCCUCUCCAAAGUUGACUUUAUGACUUCAGAGAGGCAGACAUCUAAAUCCCCCUUUCAUUGUUUUGGACCUCAAAGGGUUUCUCUGAGCCAUCCUAUGAUUCCUGGGAUGCUUACUCAGGGUCUAGGAUUGCUUUCUGAAAUUAGUGGGGAAUUGUCAUUGAUUCCAAGUAUGCUAGGAUCAUUUUAUAUUUUAUAAAGUGAUAAUUUUAUUAAGUUUCACUUCAGGAUACUUUAUCCUGUCAAAGAGGAAGGACAAAACCUAAUCUGGCAUUUGGGCAAAUUGCUAAACAAGUAAUAAAUAUAUUAAAAGGCAGGUAGAGUGUUUUCAAUGUAACAUGGCCUUUGAUUGUAACAAACCCUAUGAAUACACACAGAGAAUCAAACUGGUUUUUGUCUGCCUGCCUUUUUCAUUGUAUGUGUAGUUCAAACACCAACAUAUUGUCAACAAGGAUCAGAUCCUGAAAUUAUUUUAAAUAAAUAUCUGGA
Messenger RNA from Varanus komodoensis (Komodo dragon), 3925 nucleotides. It is a transcript of the gene PRRG4, whose product is annotated as proline rich and Gla domain 4. Gene Ontology annotation, molecular function: calcium ion binding. NCBI's taxonomy places the organism in Eukaryota, Metazoa, Chordata, Lepidosauria, Squamata, Varanidae. The transcript is spliced from 6 exons. Gene Ontology annotation, cellular component: extracellular region. Bases 1441 to 2019 code for a protein of 192 amino acids. The record is from RefSeq and is a predicted model, not a curated record.